AUGCAAAAGCUUUAUGAAGAACUACAACCCACUGCAGAGAGCGAAAGCCGUCGGUCAAGGUUUAUUGAGAAGCUCGACAAGAUCCUUCGCGGAAGAUGGCCGACGUCGUCUAUCAAAGUCAAUGUCUUUGGUUCUACAGGGAACAACCUGGGCACUUCGGAUUCCGAUGUCGAUAUCUGCAUCACUACUGAUUGCAAGGAGAUGGAGCGGGUUUGCAAUAUAGCAGAUCUCCUGGCGAAACAUGGGAUGGAAAGGGUGGUGUGUGUCUCUUCCGCCAAGGUGCCCAUUGUUAAAAUUUGGGACCCUGAAUUACAUGUUGCUUGCGACAUCAACGUCAACAACCCGCUGGCUUUGGAGAACACGCAACUGGUCCGAACGUAUGUCAGCAUUGACGCCCGAGUGAGACCCUUGGCCAUGAUCAUCAAAUAUUGGGCGAAGCGAAGGAUGCUGAACGAUGCUGCUCUUGGAGGCACCCUUAGCUCGUAUACGUGGAUAUGUCUGGCCUUGAAUUUUCUGCAAACAAGAGACCCUCCCAUCUUGCCUACUCUGCAGCAACAGCCUAACUUGCAACCGAGAGAGGUGGCCGGAGUGAAGGUUUCGUUUGAUCGUAACGUGGACGCCCACAAAGAUUUCGGCAGCCGCAACAAGUCCUCUCUAGGAGAGCUCUUGUUUCAUUUCUUCCGCUACUAUGGGCACGAGCUUGACUUUGAGCAGAGCGUGGUGUCGGUGCGGCUAGGUCGGGUGCUGUCGAAGGUUGAAAAGUCGUGGCACCUUCUCCAGGACAAUCGGUUGUGCGUCGAAGAGCCUUUCAACGUGUCGAGAAACUUGGCCAACACCGCGGACGACACCUCGAUGCGAGGCAUCCACCUAGAAUUGCGGCGGGCGUUUGAGUUGUUAGGAGAGGGUAAACUGGCACAGUGCUGCGAGCAAUUCGUGCAUCCUCCGGAUGAGAUCAAGCCCUCAGAACACUUUGUGCCACCUUCAUCACGCCCGGUGAUUCCACAACCUCCCAAUCAGCCCCCACGAGGAGCUCGGAAUACCCCUCGAGGUGGCAGCAGGAAUCUAAGUUCCAUGAAUCGCAAUCCCCGACGGUCUUCAAAUCCCACUGUACGGAAUCCCAACUAUUUGCGCAAUCCUCCGUUCCAUAUGACGACCCAUGAAUUGCAGCUUCAACAGCAACACCAACAACAUCUCCUGCACGACCAGCUGUUCCAGCAAUACCAGUACCUCCAACUUCAAGAGCAGGAGCUGAGAAUGCAGCUCUAUCAACAGAGUCUUCGGCAAAGAGGGUUAAUGGCGGCUUAUAGUCAACCUGCGGGAUAUACUCAAUUUGUCUCCCAAGACGACGGACUUGAUUUUGGAUCCAAUCAAUCGGUCAACGGCGUUGGUCGGGCGCCCAUGUCGGCACCAUUAUACCAGCACGGCUUUCCUCGAUCACCCUACCUCUCUGCGAGCCAACCAAGCCAGGGUGUCUCAACCAACCCACCCUCACCGAGACUUAAUUCGGGAAUUCCGGACACUCGAAGGUUCUCUCGGCGAACGUCGGUAACACAAUCAUCCACAGGAGGUUCCCUGCGAGCUCAGUCGCAACCUGCACGGGCGGUUCCGGUCACUUCUUUGGGACAUUUGCCGCGCCCGGAUAUUACAGGCCUUCAGGAUCCUUCUGUCGGACGGAGGUCGUCCUCGUCGUCGACGUCGCAGGAACCGUACAUCGGUUACAUGGAAAAUGGUUAUGGGAUGAUUGGAUCCAUCUAUGAUCCGGUACGGCGCCCGGCCGAGUAUCUCGGAUAUUAUGUCGGCCAAUCGCCGUCAUUAUCUGCUUAUACUCAAAGCACGGCGAUCUCCCCCAUCCCUUCACACGUCGGCCUCGCCAUCCAGAAUGGAGGCCUAUCCCCGCGACUUGCUCCAGCAUCGACUCGACCGUCGGGGACGAUGCACACGCCCCCACUCCAAACGAUCUCCACGGCCUCGGUCGAAGAGCAAACCGAACCUGAGCAGGAGUCAAGAAACGGUAAAGGCGGCAACAUCGAAUCCGACCCGCCAAAGCCUCGAGAGGGCCCGCUCAUCGUCGAUGGCUCGAUAAAUUCGCCGCUACGAAGGCGCACGACCCACUCAUUCCACGAUCCUGAGGAUCAUAUCAAUUUCAGCGCAUCGACGUCGGAGGACCUGGCCUUUGACACACCAUCGAGUUCCGACGAACAAUCUCAAGACGCCUUCGACUGCAACGCGCUUGGGCAGAUUUCGCCAAUCAGUCCCAGUGGGCCUCGAAAUCAUCUCCCGCAUGCAAGCGGUGCUGAUCCCGAUUUUGCGAAUGGCUAUCUGCCCUCGAAAGGUAUAGCCCCGAGUCCGAAGGCUGGGACACAGGAUUCCGUGGGAAUGAGUGUUCUGACGAACCUGAAAAAGACGGGCGGCCCAGCGUGGUCUCUUGACCGGCAACUUUCGUCUGUGGAGGAGGUACGCACCCCUUCUCCCAGAGUAGAGAAAUUUAACGGACAGAGUUCUUUCCCCAAGGAGAGCAAGGGUCAUCAUUCUGGGCCGGAUGUGGCCUUAUCCAAUGGUGAAACAUUGUUGAAGAAUGGUGAGGAUCAUGCUGUUGCGAGACCGCUUGCAACCAGGACCAACGGAACUACAGGAUCUUCGAAACAAGGACCCGGCUCCGUCCCGAAUGCCAGCGGACCGAGCGGCUGGCAAACACAAAAGAAGAAGAAGAACAAGAGAAAGACGGUCAAGUCGGAAAACGAUGCGCAGACGUCGAGUCUUUCCGUGGGAGAAACGCUCCCGGCCGACGAAUCCCUACGGAAAGGCGGCUAG
This is a messenger RNA of Fonsecaea erecta, 2811 nucleotides long. RefSeq lists its product as hypothetical. Gene Ontology annotation, molecular function: nucleotidyltransferase activity. Lineage: Eukaryota; Fungi; Ascomycota; Eurotiomycetes; Chaetothyriales; Herpotrichiellaceae. The coding region runs from base 1 to 2811 and encodes 936 amino acids. The record is from RefSeq and is a predicted model, not a curated record. The transcript has 2 exons. Gene Ontology annotation, biological process: RNA 3'-end processing.